AUUAUUGUCUGAAACUCUUUUCUCUCUUCCACUCGAUCUGCUCGAGGACGUCUCAUUUUUCUCAAUUCUCAAUCGGCAUGACUGCUCUCCCUUUUUCUUGUCUUCCGGAUUCUGCACUUCGAAAGACUCUGGCACAGAUGCGCUUAGUGGAACAAUUAUCUCUAUCAGUUCUCUCAAAAAAUAUGAAGCAACUCAUCACAAUGCAGAAAAGAGCCCCGAAUCUUGUUCACAUAAACGUGAUGCAAACAACUUCGUUGACGCUGAGAACAGGAUCAAUUCCAGACGUUAAUUUUGGUUUUGGACCUCAUCAAUCGACACUGAAAGUAGAAAUGAAGAAAUCCACAAGAAGUAAAAUUGAGUCUACAGAGUUAAAUGUUCCGGGAUUUACAAUGAAAAAAUGGAUCGAGCAUAUCAUUGAUGUGUUCUCUCGCAAGGUGCAGUUAAAUAUACAAGAUGCACAAGGGAGAAGUAUUGCUGAAGUUUAUGAACUUCUAAAACAAAUCAAUAUUGUCACAUUGCACAGUGAAUUGUUUGAAAUUCCAAGUCACUUUAUGAAAAUGUUUCCUUCGAUAGAAACACUUGGUGUUUUCACAGAGUCAAUGCCUGCCUCUAUCUAUAUUCGAAAUUUGAAAAUGGUGCGAGGAAGCAACGUGACUCUUAACAAUCUAAUAACUUCAAAUUGCUCACAGUUUUUUCUAGAGAAUUCACAAUUUUCGAGCAAAGAUCUAAAUUUCUUUCUGAAGCAUUGGCUCAGGGGCUCAAACCCAUAUCUUUUAAAUAUCGUUAUGCUGUUUUCGGAGGCUAAUGAAAAUCGUUUGGUCGAAGCUAUCAUUUUUGACGGUAUCAUUGAUUACAUUGAAUCGAGAUCGGAUGGAAGUAUGAAACAGUUCACAGUAGAGAAGCACGAUGGAACAAAAGCGACCGUUGUUUAUUGUGCAACCAGUGGGCGCUUUUUCAGAAUUGAAAUUGAUUGAGUGCAAUGAUGUCCUUCUUUCAAUGCUCGUUGGAUAUUGAUUCAAUAAUUUAUGAAAUAGUUUUCCUCAAUAAAGUUUCAAUCAAAACAA
Molecule: messenger RNA, 1064 nt
Organism: Caenorhabditis elegans
Lineage: Eukaryota; Metazoa; Nematoda; Chromadorea; Rhabditida; Rhabditidae
Gene: fbxb-31
Product: F-box associated domain-containing protein
Exons: 2
Coding region: 78-974 (298 amino acids)
Source: RefSeq, marked reviewed